UAGGAAUUGAGUCUGUUUGCAGAGGCUACCCUGCAUACAGAGCACACUCAUGCCAAAGAGAGCCUGCCUCCAUCUGCGAGGCCUUUCUCUGGCCAAAAAUGGGACACCUGUUUGCAGAGCCUUGCCCAUCUAUGAACUUGUCCAUGUCUGCAGAGUCUGUCCCUUAUACAAAGAGUCCCUGUCUUGAGGCUUGUCCCCAUCCACGUUGGCAGAGCCUUUCCCAGUGUGCAAAGCUCCCACAUGCCUGCAACACCCAUAACUGUUUGUAAAGCCUUUGUCAGUGUUCACAGUCAUGCUGGUUUGAGCAGCCUGUAUCAGUUGUCCUGGGCUGUGCCUGUGUCUGAUGCACAGGCCAUCCUUGCACGCGCACACCGUCAUUUCCAUCAAGAGAACCGGAGACUUUGCAACCCUUUCUUCAGUCUGAGAAAACUGUCCCUGCUUGCAAAGCCUUCGCCUGUUUGCAAGCCUUUUUCUGUCCACAGAGCCUGUCACCGAGUAGGUCCCUGCUGUUGGCAUAGCCUGAUCCUAACUUUGCCUGGAAAACCUGUGUCUAUUUGUAGCUCGAUUGUGUGCGGAGCCUGUCUUUGUCUACAGGAUUGAGUUCUAUUUCAAGAGCCUGUCCCUGUUGGCCUUCUGUCCCCGCCUGUUGAAUCUGUUCCUACUGGCAGAGCUUUUGCCUGAUUGUAGAACCUACCAUUCUCUGCAGCAAGUGCCCCUGAAAGCAGAUCCUGCAUCUGUCUAUAUAGCCUGUUUCUAACUCCUUAUUUGCAGCAGUUGCUGGCUUCAAAGCCUGCCCCUGCCCAGAGAGCUCAGCCCUGUUCUAAGAGCACCCAGGUCUCUGUUUGCAAAGUCUCCAUAUACUGGGCUACAGUGCCUGUCCUGGUUUUCUGAUGUCUGUGUGUUUACAGAGCCCUCCUAAUGAAAGUCACACUUCAUGACGAAGGUGCUUUGGAGAGCUGUAGGUGGGAAGAAUUCUUGUUUGGAGCCCGGAGAACAGGUGGCUAGGAGGUGGACCUACUACCUGAGAACUCUGGCUCUUGUUCCCUGUGUCCUCUCUCAUUCCUGCCUGGUUUAGGAUGAACAAUAACAAGGGCCUACCAGCCAUCGACAGCCACAGAGACCUCCAAAUAUGGAUCAUCGAGAACCUGAAGAUGGUGCCAGUACCUGAGAAGGCUUACGGGAACUUCUUUGAGAAACACUGCUAUAUCAUCCUCCAUGUCCCCCGGAGCAAAAAGGCCACACAGGAAGCAUCCAGCGACCUGCACUACUGGAUCGGGAAGGAGGCAAGCACCGAGGCUCAGGGUGCUGCAAGCACCUUUGUGCAGCACCUGCAAGAGGAGCUGGGGGACCGGACAGUGCAACAUCGGGAAGUGCAGGGCCAUGAGUCCGAGUGUUUCCACAGCUACUUCCAUCCGGGAGUCAUCUACAGGAAGGGGGGCCUAGCCUCUGACGUCAAGCAUGUGGAUACCAACAUGUACCACAUCCAGCGACUGCUGCACAUCAAAGCGAGGAAGCACGUGUCUGCCACCGAGGUGGAGCUGUCCUGGAACAGCUUUAAUAAAGGAGACAUCUUCCUGUUGGACCUGGGCAUGGUGAUGAUCCAGUGGAAUGGGUCCAAGACCAGCAUUUCUGAGAAAUCUCGGGGCCUGGUUCUGACCUGCAGCAUCCGGGACAGGGAACGUGGUGGUCGUGCACAGAUUGGCAUAGUGGAUGAUGGAGUUGAAGUCACUGACCCCACACAUAUCAUGGAGGCUGUGCUGGGUUGCAGAGUGAGCAAUCUGCAUGCAGCCAUGCCCACCAGGAGUAUUAACCAGCUACAGAAGGCCAAUGUCCGCCUCUACCAUGUCUAUGAGAAAGGCAAGGACUUGGUGAUACAGGAAUUGGCAACCCGCCCCCUAACCCAGGACUUGCUGCAGGAGGAGGAUUGCUACAUCCUGGACCAGGGUGGCUUUAAGAUCUACUUAUGGCAGGGACGUAUGUCCAACGUGGAGGAGAAAAAGGCUGCCUUCAGCAGGGCUGUGGGCUUCAUCCAGGCCAAGGGCUACCCGACCUACACCAACGUGGAGGUGGUGAACGAGGGCGCCGAGUCCGCCGCGUUCAAGCAGCUCUUCCGAACGUGGACUCGCGAGCUGGGCAGGAAAAAGCUGGACCGGAAAGGUAGAUCCAUUCAGGUAAAGCUGGACGUGGGCAAGCUGCACAGCCAGCCAGAGCUAGCGGCCCAGCUCAGGAUGGUGGACGACGGCUCUGGGAAGGUGGAGAUGUGGUGCAUCCAGGACUCACGCAGGCAGCCCGUGGAUUCCAAGCGUCAUGGACAGUUGUGCUCAAGCAACUGCUACCUCGUCCUCUACACAUACCAGAAACUGGGCCGCAUCCAGUACAUCUUGUACUCAUGGCAGGGCCAUCAGGCCACAGCAGAAGAGACCAAGGCCCUGCACUCUAAUGCUGAGGAGCUGGACCACCUGUACCAGGGAGCUCUGGUGCAGGAGCAUGUGACAAUGGGCAGCGAGCCUCCCCACUUCCUUGCCAUCUUCCAAGGCCAGCUGGUGAUCUUCCAGGGGAGCACUGGGCACCACGGGAAGGGGCAGCCAGCCUCUGUCCCCAGGCUCUUCCACGUGCAAGGCACUGACGGCUACAACACCAGGACCAUGGAGGUGCCAGCCCGAGCCUCGUCCCUCAACUCCAGUGAGGUCUUCUUGCUAGUCACAGCUGGUGUCUGCUACCUCUGGUUCGGGAAGGGCUGUAACGGUGACCAGCGUGAGAUGGCACGGACAGUGGUCACUGUCAUUUCCGGGAAUGACAAGGAAACGGUGCUAGAGGGUCAGGAGCCUCCCCAAUUCUGGGAGGCCCUGGGGGGCCGGGCCCCCUACCCCAGCAGCAAGAGGCUCCCGGAGGAGGCCACCAGCUUCCAGCCACGACUGUUUGAGUGCUCCAGCCAGGAAGGCUGCCUGGUCCUCUCAGAAGUGGUGUUCUUCCGUCAAGGAGAUCUGGACAAGCAUGACAUCAUGUUGCUGGACACCUGGCAGGAGAUAUUCCUGUGGCUUGGUGCUGCCGCCAGUGAGCGGAAGGACGCGGUGGCCUGGGGCCAGGAGUACCUGAGGACCCAUCCAGCAGGGAGAAGCCUGGCCACGCCCAUCGUGCUGGUCAAGCAAGGCCAUGAGCCGCCCACUUUCACAGGAUGGUUCUCCACUUGGGACCCCUACAUGUGGUCGAACAACCGGUCCUAUGAGGAGGUGGUGAAGAGUGGGGUCUCCCACUUGGGAACAGAAUCUGCCAUCUCUGGGAUCACAGCAGAAAUCAACAAUUUCCAGCUAUCCCAGUGGCCAGGCGAGAGCAGAGCAGGUCCUCCAGACCUGCCAGCCAUCAAAGACAGCCAGGACAUCUCAGAGAUGGAGUUGGGGCCCAGGGUAGGCAGCAGAAGUGCCAGCAUCAGCAAGAGCAACAGCAGCAGCAGCAGCAGUGUCAGCUUGGUCGACAGUGGGAGCCUGCCCCCCGAACGGCUGAGGUACCAGGCCGUUGAGGACCUGCCACAGGGCGUGGACCCCACCCGCAAGGAGUUCUAUCUCUCAGACGCUGACUUCCAAGACAUCUUUGGGAAAUCCAAGAAGGAGUUCUACGGCAUGGCCAAGUGGAAGCAGCAGCAGGAGAAAAAGAAGCUGGGCUUCUUCUGAGUCCGGGGGGCUCUGCUCACACCCCCAGACCCCCUCACCUUUGCCAAUAAAAGGCAGUGGUGUGCA
Messenger RNA from Ictidomys tridecemlineatus (thirteen-lined ground squirrel), 3734 nucleotides. RefSeq names its product villin like (gene Vill). Gene Ontology annotation, biological process: actin filament severing; cytoskeleton organization; actin polymerization or depolymerization. Gene Ontology annotation, cellular component: cytoplasm; actin cytoskeleton. Gene Ontology annotation, molecular function: phosphatidylinositol-4,5-bisphosphate binding; actin filament binding. The record is from RefSeq and is a predicted model, not a curated record. NCBI's taxonomy places the organism in Eukaryota, Metazoa, Chordata, Mammalia, Rodentia, Sciuridae.